CAACAAUAGUUGGCUGCUCCUGUGGCUGUGGACUCAGAGACAGAGCGAGCGCUCAGAGGGACACACAGGCGCUCUGUAAACCAGCUGCAGGCGCAUUACAGCUGUGCUUUUACGCACAGGCUCACUUACUUUUGGUUCAUCCUCUUCCUGCUCUUUGUCUUUAUAAAAGCACAGAAUUGCUGAAUCUGACACGGCAGCAUUUUAGAAAUAGGUUUUGGUCAUUUUGGUCUUUUUUUUUUUUGCCAUCUGUGAACUUGAGGAGCCCGCAGACAUUUCGGACUAGUUUUUUUGUCUCACAGGGUCGGUUCUCAGAGGUCUGUUGUUCAGACGCCGCAGCCGCUGACCCGUGGCGGACUUGAACUUCAGCAAGAGUUUGGUCAACUUGGGACGGUCACACAUUCCGACUCUGGGCUCUCACCUCAGUCGGCCCAAGAGGAGAAAACCUCUGUUGGUUCGUUCGGACAUUUCCUUGCGUGGAAAGGGGCUCACGCCAUCCCCGAAAAAAGGGGGACCAGAACAUUUCCAUUUGUGUGUGUGUGUGUGUGUGUGUGUGCGCGCGCCAGUGUUUUUUAUGUGAGUGUGCGGGCGACAGAGUGUGUACUGGGGGAUGCCUUUGGAUGUGGUGAUUGCCCCAGCGGAGGACUGCUUUUGGCCGGACCGGCCGGACACAGACAUGAGGCUGAAGAUCAGAGUUCGCCGGAUGAAAGCGGGGAGAGAGCUAAGAGGAGGUUUUGCUGCUUUCUCCUCCUGUUUUCCUGGCCUGUGUGAAGGGAAGCCUGCCACUGCUCUACCUAUGAGCUUGUCCCAGCCCUGCUUGCCUGUGGCUAAUGUAGGGCCCACCCGCAUCCUGCCACACCUCUACCUGGGCUCCCAGAAGGACGUCCUCAACAAGGAUCUGAUGGCUCAGAAUGGUAUUACCUAUGUGCUGAAUGCCAGCAACACCUGCCCAAAGCCCGACUUUAUCAGCGAAAGCCACUUCAUGCGCAUCCCAGUCAACGACAACUACUGCGAGAAGUUGCUUCCCUGGCUGGACAAAACUAACGAAUUCAUAGACAAAGCUAAGGUGUCAAACUGCAGAGUCAUUGUGCACUGCCUGGCUGGAAUCUCGCGUUCAGCAACCAUCGCCAUUGCAUACAUCAUGAAGACAAUGGGCUUGUCAUCAGAUGAUGCCUACAGGUUCGUAAAGGACCGAAGACCGUCCAUUUCCCCCAACUUCAACUUCCUGGGUCAGCUUCUAGAGUUUGAGAAGGGCCUGCGAUUACUGCAGGCUUUGACUUCAACCUCUGAUGACAAGGUGCCCGAAAACAACGCAAAGCAAAGCUCAGAGGUGGAGAUGAACGGUCACCGCGGCAAUUACGACUCAUCUGUGGCAGAUGCCAACACCCAACCAGAACCCAAGCUGCCAUCACCCACCUCCCUCCAGCAGGGCUUCAACGGCCUAAACCUCUCCGCAGAAAGGAUCAUGGACACUAACCGGCUUAAACGCUCCUUCUCCCUUGACAUUAAGUCGGUCUACUCCCCAAACAGUCCCAGCCCUUGCCCCAGCCAGGCACCCACACACUCUGAAGACGUCCCAAAGCUGUGCAAGCUUGACAGCCCAGGAACCGGCACCUCCAAUGGCGUCUGCUCUCAGUCUCCCGUCCUCGACAGCCCCAGCUCGGCUGACUCACCGUUCCCCUCACCGGGCAGCGGGGGCAGCAUCGGAGGUUUGGGGCUCCGAGGAAGUGAAGGAAUCCACCGCACUGGUUCUUCCUCAUCGAGACCCAGGAGGAAACCCAAGCACUGCUCCGGCAGUUCCCCGGUCCACUCCCAACCUCCACAGUCCCUCAGCUUGUCGCUGGACCGCAAGAGCCCCAGCCCGGACGAGAAGCUAAAGGGCUCCCUUCUCCUUUCACUACCCUCCGUGCCCACCGCUGGGUCUGGCGCCAUGUGGACCAAACACAGAGACACUGUCCAGGCCACAACUCCUGUCACUCCCACCACAGAUGCCCCCUGGCACUUUGGGGCAGUGGAGGUGGGCGAGAGAGAGAUGGAGCUGGGAGGAGGAGAGGAGUCGUCGGUGAGGUUUGGGAGCAGCUCGGCGUACUUGGCGUUCGGGUGCAGCGAAGGUGUGCGGUUACGAGAUAAAUCCCAGAGGGAGAAGCCCUUGGCACCACUGACACAGAGAGACCACCGAGACGCCAUAUCAUCCACGGCGACCCUGUCCAACGGUCCGAACAACAGCGGGCCCGCUUUGGACAAGCAGUUCAAGCGGCGCAGCUGUCAGAUGGAGUUCGAGGAGGGCAUCUCUGAGACGCGAUCCCGAGAAGAACUCGGAAAGAUCGGGAAGCAGUCAAGCUUCUCCGGGAGCAUGGAGAUCAUUGAGGUCUCCUGACAGAUAAUGGACAUGAUCAGAGCCGUCCCCUGGGGGUUGCAAACAAACCUGUUCAGAGGGAGGGCGAAAGGAGGACAUGCGACGAAGUAGAAGAGGCUUUGGUUCUGCUCCCCUGACAGACAGUGUUAAAGACUCCUACCGAGAGAGGUAGAUACGUGAGCGGAGAGUCAAUGUGAAAUGUAAAGGUCUUGGGGCGGGUGGGGUAAAGUAGUAGGUACUGAAACUCUUAAAUCAAUGAGCUCUGUCGCAGGAAAAUGAAAAAAGAAACAACCCUGGACUCUUGUCAUGUUGCAUCCUCACUAUACAGAAUAUCCUUAAUUUGACAGAGUUUGGACACAAACUGCUUGCCUGCGGUCAAAUGUAUUGUUCUUUAAUGGGUGUUUAGCUUGUGAUUUGAACCAAGCGUCCUGUUUCCUCCCAAUGCUUCACCCCAGUGUCAGAAAGCCUCAGAGCCUCGCACGACUACGUCCCCCCUUCCUCCUCCUCUUCCUCGUCCUCCUCCUCCCAGUGGCUCUGCCUGCUACCGACUCUGCAUAGCAACAUCAGACAACAAUAACAGACUCCUUAACAGCACCGUUCUCCUCACAUCACCAGAGCACAAGGCAGAGAGAGAUUCCUGGGACUUCAUCUUACGGCGGUGCUGUUUCCAGACAAUGAAGGACCCUCAGCAUUUUGUUGUUGAAAAGACUUUUCAAGACUCGUAGUGAUGGCACAGUGCCCCCCCCCCCCCCCACCUCCCCCUUAAAGCACAGUGUGUCCUUCCUGACUCCGGUUCCCUUGUUUCCAGUGUUAACAGCAAGAUGGGACUGAGGUUUCAGACGGGUGGCGAGGGUUUGCUUUAACGGCCCUUCAGCUCCUUUAUAGACAUCCGCACCCCCCUCCCACUGCUCCCAGUCACCAUCUAUGGUCACCACUGAGCAUGCACCAGAAAGGCUGACUGCAGAAAGACAAAUACUAUAUAUACAAUAGGAAUAUAUAUAGCAAUUUUAUUGGACUUCUAAUGGACUUUUUUGUUCAGUUAUAGUUUUAAUUUAUUGUAUUGGUUCAUUCUGGUAAUGAGAAAUAAUAUAAUGUUUUGUGGAUUUAUUUCUUUUUUUCUUGUUUAAAUAUUAUUAUUUGCUGUAAGGUAUUUAUGAACACACACUCAAACAAAUACAUACAUUCAACAAAAUCAAGCAAGCAAUACGUGCUGUUCCUUCUUUGGGGAGAGUGAUGUUUGAAUUUGAAAUGCACCUUUCUGUUUUCUGAUAACCGAGUUCGGCAACCGGAUACUCUGAAGACUAAGGCUUGAGUAUUGGAGGUCAGAAUCUCUUAAUGUGUAAUUAGGGAUUUGUCACAAUCAAGUACUCAAGUGUUAUCUAAAAACUUUGCUUGGUUGUGCAGAGGAACGAAAUAGCCGCACACGCUCUGAUCGCUCGUGCAAAGUAAAACAUGUCAGCCAGCGUCAUGAUAACUUGGUUAUCUAUUCACAAGAGAUUUACAGACGAGUGUCUUCCGCGAGCCAGCGGCAGUUCUUCAUCAUCAUUGCGCGUUCUACCAAAGCCCAAAUGACCAUACACACACACACACACCCUAUUCUGUAUGCAGUUUGAGAUAUGUUCCCACGUGUAAAGCAUAGGAGGCCCUUCACACCCUUUUGUUCAGUCUCAGGGGAUGUUUCAGUGAGCCAAGCCCAGCACCGGGUACACACAUCAGCACAGUGCAUGUCCAAAAAGCUCCUCCUCUUUCCGUCUUUUUUUUUUGCUCUUAUUUCUGACUUUCCAAAGCUUUAACAACCUUACAAAAUGGAAAGAAAAAAAAACUGAUCUCGAUAAAAAUGUUGCUCUCCUGUUGCAAGAUAGGUAUUUAUUUAUAACGUAAGAUGUGUUUAUUUUCCCUUUGACCCUUGAUUAGCUUCUCUCUCUGGUGAUCUCUGACCUUUGACCUUGGGCUGCAGCAGCUAUAGUGCGUUCAAAUAGAUUCCUCCUUUUUCCCCGAGGUUCAAGCAACUUCUCCUCACCCUUCUCCCUAUAUUUUUAAGAAAUGUUAUUACAAUUAUUUAUGACAUGUAACAAAGAUGAUGCAGGCUGUCCCAUUUGCUAAAAUUCUUGUUAUUGAAAUAUUAUUAUUAUUAUUAUUAUUAUUAUUAUUACUAUGUUGUGUAAAUAGCAACUCAUCUAUGAACACUGAAGAAUAUAGAUGAGUUUUUAAAAGAAAAUCCUGAUACCUUAGGCUGCUUGACGCAAAAAUACCUCAGGUUCUAUUGAAAGGCUUUUCCUUCCCCUGUACAUGUUUUGUGAAAAUGAGACAAAAAUACAGACAUGAUAAAAUACAAA
Molecule: messenger RNA, 4689 nt
Organism: Gasterosteus aculeatus aculeatus (three-spined stickleback)
Lineage: Eukaryota; Metazoa; Chordata; Actinopteri; Perciformes; Gasterosteidae
Gene: dusp8a
Product: dual specificity phosphatase 8a
Biological process (GO): peptidyl-tyrosine dephosphorylation; negative regulation of MAPK cascade
Cellular component (GO): cytoplasm
Molecular function (GO): MAP kinase tyrosine/serine/threonine phosphatase activity; protein tyrosine/threonine phosphatase activity; MAP kinase tyrosine phosphatase activity
Source: RefSeq, a predicted model, not a curated record